AUGUCUCACGUUUUGUAUUGGCCUGGUCGAAAUCUCUUCCGCCCGCUUGGCAGUGCAUCUGCCAGUCCCCGCAAACUUGACGUAACCUGUUGUGACAUCGAAGCUGCUGUCCUUGCGCGUAACGCGUUGCUCUUUACGCUCUUGGCCGAUCAUGAUGGCACUGAAGACAGACAGAGCUGUAUAUGGAACAUAUUUUAUCAUUUGAUGCUGGAUGAAGGCUCUCUUUCACUGCUCACCGAACAAUGCCGCAAGCUCGUCCCGCUCACGGAAAGUAUGGAUACGUGGAGACAGGGCCCUUACUCCCAUUUCAUCACGAUGUGCAACUCGGAUACUCUGUCCGAGAUCGGCAGGUUCUGGAAGCUUUGGCUUGGAACAUCCAAUUUCAAUGCGGGGCAAGCUAGACUCUUCAAGGAGAGAUUUCAGGACGGUAUCAAAACGGUCCGGGAGCUAUUCGAAGAUUGUAAAGUCAUCGGGUCGAUACGUUCAGCCGGCCCUCUGGCUCCUGUAGCGAUUGGUGCCGCUGCGGAGCAGUUCAAACGUUUUUGGGCGACUGGCGUUACGGAUGACGGAUUGCGAAAUGUGAAGCCAGCAAAUCAUGUCAAUCCUACUUUCGCGUUCUCUGCUACAUCUGGGGAUGAGUUUUCCUUGCACUGCGUUACAGACCCCGUGUCGGGUUUCCACCUCGCAGAAACCUUACCAUCUUGCGGUCUGGGAUUCUGGGACGAAACACCGUCUGUGAUCUUCAAAAUUGUACAGGCUGCCCACCAGCAGUUCAGUAGGUGGUGCAAAGACGUUUUACACCGUAUCCGGAACACAAGUGCCUCCUCAGCGCUUUUCGUGGUGCGAAUGUACGCUGGAGAUGCACUUGCGUUCUGUCAAACACUCCAUUCCGCGAACGCUGCUGAACUUGCUGAUCACUCACCAGUAUUCACCGCUCCGUGGAAGCGAACAGUCGUGCAGCUCGACAAUGCGUCAUAUGGCCCGAGCGCUCCGUCCCCCGCUCCAACUUCUUUCGACGUCAUUGAGACGUCCAAUAUGCUGGAUCAUCUUGGGUUGCAAAACCUACUCAUCGCUACUACUCCCCUGCUCUGUCACUCACCUUCGUCAACGCUUUAUACGGAGGUUUUACUGCCGGUAGCCAAUUCACCUGCGGAAGGUAUCCUGGAACAUGCGUGCAGUGAUCUUUCUACCAUCUCCUUACUGCUGGGUGUCACCCCUUCCACUUAUGUCUCCCGAUUCACUACACGUUCCAACUCCUCGGAAAAAUUGCUGCUGGCCCUAAAAGGCCCCUUUGCAACUCAGUAUCAGGAUCGUCUUGCUUGGAAGCUCAUCGGUUUCGGCCAUAACACUAAUUGCUCACAAAAAACUCUAUUGUUUACCCCGAACCAGCUGACUGAAGCUUUGUUCGACAUAUACUUGAAGAUGUUCUCGGAUGAGGAUCCUAGUAAACAGAUGGAGGCCAUGUCUCUUGGCGAGCCUUGGGCACUGCAGAAGUUGCGGUCCUUAAGCACUAUCCACUAUACGCGCCGCACGUUCGCCUUACUGCUCGCACACACCAAGACAAGAGUUCAGUGCGACUGGGACACGGUCAUAGAUGACCUAGGCGCUCGUGUUUUGCAAAAUCGUACUCUUAUCACCGGAUCCAGCUUUUACCAGGAGAUGGUUAGCCAGUUACAUCUCGCAGGCUUCCGACCCUCUUGGUUGUCACCGACGGCAGUGCAAGAACUUCGCUUCAACGAGGACCCUCCUAUUUUCAGGCAGUGGGGUACGGUUCCGGAAGUUGUAACAAUCAUUCUAGUGGUUCCGCGGCACGCUAUCACCAAGGUGCAGUCUGACCUCUCAGACGCUGGUACCCCCUAUUUGCAGUGCGAAACGUGGGCGGACUUCAGCCACAACGCUUUUGCAUGUAUCUCGGCAUCGUUCGGUAAGCUCGAGGUUUCAGGCCAAGGCGAGAAUAAGGUGGCAGUCGUCGUUGAGGAUGGAGCUGGGAUCAAAGGCACGUCGCCUUUGAUCGUUUCCUUCCCCAUUCUUUCUACCUGUCUCAUGAUUAUGACGGGCGGAACGGUCUGCCUAGCUGUUCGUCCUACCUUCGACACCAUGCCGUUGUCACGGAAGUUAGGAUUGGGAAUGUGCCUCUUCAAGGCUUCAUUAACGGACGAACGAUUCGUCCACGUUCUAGCAAGGGCACCAACGACCAGCAAUGACGCGACGACUGAGGUGCAGCCACUUGCGUCUCCUACAUUAUUAGACGCGACAGAUGAGGGCUAUUCGAUCCAUGUGGAGAUGGACAAGUCCAAUACACGGAUCCAGACGCUUACCGCUCACAUCGACAUCGUUGAUCCUGCAGAACAGGCUGCACUUGAAGGGGGUUACGCGAUUACUGCAGUGCAAUUGUCCCCAGAUAAAGCCAAGUUGCAGGUUGGCGAGUACCAGCGGGUCGUUUCCUUCCCCCUCCCCGUUGACAUAGCGGAUGCUAAGCUCCGCGUAGCACGGAAAUCCAAAUACGUCGAGGUUAUUGCACCGAUGGCACUGACGCUCGGCGUUAAGGAGGAACGUAAUAUAACUGGGAGUUUCAAGACGGCCUUUGAUUCUGGUGUGCCAACGCUCUGGGGUAUGCACCGUGUAAAUUUGGACCGUUGUCCUUCCUUCAAGCUCUCCCAAAGUCAAAAUGCAUUCGAUUGGUUCGGCGCGCACACCCUGCACAUGUUUUCAGAGAGGGAACACACGUCGCGCGUCCAGAGGGCGUUGCUUGGACGCAUACCAGACACCAUUACAAGUUUGAAGGAAACCCUUCGGACCCUCUUCCAUUUGGCCACCGGACUGGGAGGCGAGACUCAUGCCGAGUUUGCACUGUGUAACCCUUCGAAGGGAGACCUGUACGCAAUCAUCCUCGUGACUGGUAUCCGGCUCGACCUUGCCGCCCACACAGUUGUAGCUGAUUCGUGGAUCAUACCAAAGUCAGACAAGCUUCAAGACAAGCUGAGGAGAGAGAUACCAUCCUUAGUUCUCAUCAAGACAAAUGACCACGGAUCGGAAGCGUGGAGACAUUUGCUUCCACUCUUGAUCGAGCGGUGCCGCACUUGGAAGCAUAAGGCAAGUUGCGAAUACCUCGUUCAUAACUCUAUUCCGCUCUAUCCGAAUGCCGGAUCGGAUCCCAACAAAGUACCGUGGUGCUCUUGUGGGAUGGGCGUCGGAGCGGAGGUGCUGCGGGGCCGCUACGGCAGCGUCGCGGCAAAAUAUGCGAACGAGGGCAGCAAUCAGUCCUCUAUUCACCGUGUCCUACUUGGAAGGCAUUGGGAUGAAACCUACGGGUGUCCCGCCGGUUGAACCAGCAUUAGCAAGAUGUGCGGCGUGUGGAAAAGGAGGUGUGCCGUUGUCCUGGUGUAGCAGGUGCAAGGCAAUCAAGUACUGCUCGAAGGACUGUCAGGUGAAGCAUUGGAAGAUACACAAGAGGAGCUGCACGUCGACGUGAGAGCCCUAUUAGCACUGUAAUACUGUACUUUCUGUUGUGUUUUGGUUGUGUUUCCUAGGUUAGCGCGUGAGACCGAGAAUGCACUG
Pisolithus orientalis is the source of this 3558-nucleotide messenger RNA. RefSeq lists its product as uncharacterized. The transcript is spliced from 4 exons. Bases 1 to 3327 code for a protein of 1108 amino acids. The record is from RefSeq and is a predicted model, not a curated record. NCBI's taxonomy places the organism in Eukaryota, Fungi, Basidiomycota, Agaricomycetes, Boletales, Pisolithaceae.